Messenger RNA from Linum trigynum, 411 nucleotides. The record is from the annotation of a GenBank genome assembly. Lineage: Eukaryota; Viridiplantae; Streptophyta; Magnoliopsida; Malpighiales; Linaceae.
AUGAUGUCCACCCCUUUGCCACGUCCUGGGAGUGGUGUGGAGCUUCGGAGGAUCGAGGACGCGGCGAGCCGGCAGGUGACCUUCUCGAAGCGGCGGAGCGGGCUGCUGAAGAAAGCUCGCGAGCUGUCCGUACUCUGCGAUGCCGAAAUCGCAGUCAUCGUCUUCUCCCAGCGAGGGAGGCUCUCCGAGUUCUCCAACCAUGACAUGCAGAAGACGAUAGCUCGGUACCAAAAGUAUGCAGGAGUUGAAGUUGAUAAGAGAGAUACCAAUUACUGCAUUCAGCAACUGAAGCAAGAAACCGCUUCUAUGGCCAAGAAGAUUGAGCAGCUUGAGGCCUCCAGAAGGAAGCUCUUAGGGGAGCAGUUGGGGUCGUGUUCCCCUCUCUCUCUCUCUCCAAUGGAGCCUCUAUAA